Messenger RNA from Athalia rosae (coleseed sawfly), 5594 nucleotides. RefSeq names its product zinc finger protein 236-like. The transcript is spliced from 23 exons. Bases 174 to 5438 code for a protein of 1754 amino acids. Gene Ontology annotation, biological process: negative regulation of transcription by RNA polymerase II; regulation of immune system process; regulation of cytokine production. The record is from RefSeq and is a predicted model, not a curated record. NCBI's taxonomy places the organism in Eukaryota, Metazoa, Arthropoda, Insecta, Hymenoptera, Athaliidae.
CUAUGCACCUCCGCGUUCCUGAGUGAAUAGGCUUGUGAUAUUGUCUGAUGAUUUAUCAAAAUUAUUUUAAAUAAAAAUAAUAGUUAGAGGAAUAGCCUCGGGUAUUUAUUUACCCAAAAAGUGAAAUAGAUAUUUAAAAAUUUAUCCCAGUAAAAGUUUUACAUAUCAUCAAUAUGCUUUCGGAGCAGUCCAUUCUCACCGAACAGUUACCAAAUAAUUCUGAAAAUAUGCCCUUGGGAUAUAUAAUAUCAGAUGAUGGCCGAACUCUACUGGCAGUCACAGAGCGAGACGGUGGUGUCCUGGAAUUUAUGCCAGUACCAGUAACCAUACAGCAAAACAACGUGAUAUCUGCUGGGCCAUUGAAAACUAGUGAAGGAAAUACCGUAUUUCAAAUAACUCUCGAGGGGAUGGAAGACUCGACAGGUCAAGCAACCGCAUCAGCUCUAUUUCCAAUGGAGAAUUAUCAUUCCUUACCAAUGGUUCAAGAAGAGGAGCAAGAGAGUUCUUAUUCGCACAAGGAAAUACUACUGGACCCUUCAAACACCAUGCUUUUUACAGCAGCUGAGGAGUCCAGUGAGACUAGUAACUUAGAUCCUAAGAAUUUUGAACCAUUCGAAACUCCAUUACUUGAAGUUACACCCCCCUCACCUCCUCUUGCUCCGGUAAAAAGAACCCCAGGAAGACCCAGAAAAGACGGAAGCACGCCACCGGCAGCGCACCCCAACAACUUAAAAUGUAAAAUAUGCGGUAAGGGAUUUACCAGACUCAUGUUACUCCGAAGGCACCUCGAGCAACACGCGGAAGAAAAGCCCCAUCGGUGUCCAAAGUGUCCCGCAUCUUUCAACGUUCCUACUAAUUUCACGCUUCAUAUGGCAACGCACAACAUAGGUGAACCAAAGUGUCCAGAAUGUGGGAGAAAGUUUGCGCGAAUGGCCAGUCUGAAGUCCCAUAUGUUAAUGCAUGAAAAGGAAGAAAAUCUUUUCUGCACCGAGUGCGAAGACGCCUUCACGACAAAGGCCCAGUUAGACGCCCAUUUGAAACUGCACAAUGAGAAAUGGACGACUGAGGAUGUGAGAAAAUGUAAACUUUGUAACAAACAGUUUACACAGCCAGCUCUUUACCGUUUACAUAUUCGUGAGCACUACAGAUUACAAACUAAGCUGGUCAAACAGACAAAAAAAGGUGUCAAACAGAAGACCAUGUACAAAUGUAAAAUAUGUUUGAAAUCCUUUCAAAAACCAAGUCAGCUUGUACGGCACAUCAGGGUUCAUACGGGGGAAAAACCCUUCCAGUGCACGAUUUGUUCUCGAGCGUUCACACAAAAGGGAUCUCUCCAAAUACACAUGUGGAAACACGAUGGAUUUAGACCGCAUAAUUGUAGCUCAUGCAACGCGACAUUUAGUCAAAAAGGAAACCUGAACGCCCAUAUAUUAAGGGUGCACAAUGUGCCGGAUGGAAAGCCUUAUUACAAAUGUACAUACUGUCCGUGUACGUUUAAAAAGUUAGGAAGUCUUAAUGCUCAUAUGAAAAAAAUGCACUCGAACCCAGCAAAGAAACCACAAAACUGCGACAGCUCUACCGAAGACAUGCAAGCCACCGUUGAUACGGUCAUGUCUCAGCUAGCGUUAUUGGAAUCAAGUGUGAAGAAUCCAGAAGCAGAUUCUACUGCAAACAAGCCACCUAAUAAAGACAUAUUACAACAGGCUCUGAAGAACAGCGGAUUGCCUAGCAAAGACAAAGAUUCAAAUAGUGGAGAACAAAUACCGAAGAAAGGAGAGGCACAGACUACUAUGGUAACCCUACUGGAUAGCAGUAUAGAUAGUGAUACAAGAAAAUAUGUUACGAUAAAACAACGGUCUAUAGGAAAUAUAAGAUGGUACAUGUGUUCCUACUGCUACAAAGAAUUCAAAAAACCCUCAGAUUUGAUACGUCAUUUGCGUAUCCACACUCAGGAAAAGCCCUUCAAGUGUUCAUAUUGCUCUCGCUCUUUCGCCGUUAAAUCGACAAUGAUUGCACACGAAAGAACCCAUACUGGAGUCAAAAAAUACAUGUGUUGUAAUUGCAAUAAAAUGUUCGCCUGCCAUAGCAGUUUAACUACGCACAUGAGGGUACAUGCAGGCGUAAAACCUUUCACCUGCAGUAUAUGUGAUAAAUCAUUUAGCGCUAAUAAUCUCCUGAAAAGUCACAUGAAAUAUCAUGCCAAGGGGAAGACAAAAGCUAGCCGCGAGGCCGAAGUUCUUGCGCCUUCGAUCGUUCUUGAGGAACCAUUGAUAAUAACGGAUGCAGGGAAUAAGAUCAGUAUUGCUCAAGUGCAAUCGAAACAUCAACAGGUUUAUAAUAGCAAUGAUGUUGCCAGACCCCAUAAGUGUUGGGCUUGUACAGCUGCGUUCAGAAAAGUGAGUCACCUGAAACAGCAUUUUCGGAGACACACCGGAGAACGACCGUACAAGUGCCAAAAAUGCAACAGGAGGUUCACUUCAAACAGCGUUCUAAAAUCGCAUCUGCGAACACACGAAGGAUCGAGACCUUUCAAUUGUACAACCUGUAAUGCUAAAUUUUCAACGCAAAGCAGUAUGAAACGUCACCUUGCGACACACAGUAAUAAGAGACCUUUUAUGUGCCCUUAUUGUCACAAGACUUUCAAGACUUCUGUUAACUGCAGAAAACACAUGAAGAUCCAUAAGCAAGAGCUUGCACAGCAGCAAUUGCAUCAGCAACAGUCACAACAGCAGGAAGCUAAUCAAUUGGGAGAAAAAACCGAAAUUCAAGUGUUGCCCGAAAGUGUCGCGCUGCCCGGAAAAAUGGAAGUUACUUUUCAACCUCAGAUGGCACCUGAUUUCUCACAAGCAUUUUCGGACCAAUUUCAUACAAUUAACAUAGAAAAAGAUAAGACCUUACACCCCCAGAAUGAUGAAAUACAACCAAUUAACAGUCAAACUUUACCAGCUGUUGAGUCUGUUAAUUUAGGGUCUUCUCAGACCCUACAUGCAGACGAGACAGGGACCAUUACUUUGCCAAAUUACUCUGGGGACCAGACUCUCACACCGGAAAGUAUAAGAGAGAUUGAAGAAACUCUCAACCAGCAACUCUUCAAUAUUGGCAUGAAUCUUGGUCUUGGAGGCACUCUGACAAGGCAGAUAAAUGAGACCUCAUCCACCUCCUUGGAAGCCCGUGAACAACCUAUCCUCAACAUAAUUUAUGAAAAUACAAAGAACCUAGAUUCCUCAACGGGUGCCACAAUGAAUACGGGAAUGUUCGCGCCUCAAUUCGAGUCUUUCGACAUGAGUCAUAUCACACUUCAGGCGGAUAACGAAUUGGACAUCGGUAUUAAUCCAGCGAAUUCGACAAGCAUGGCAAGUAUUCUACCUCAGUCUGCCCAGGAAGAGCAGCAUUUGGUAUCUGUUACAACAACGACCUCUGCAACAGAGGACAAUCAAUCCAAGCAACCGAGACACUUGAUGGUUGUUAGUUCCAUGCAAACCUGCCCUGAAUUAUCUCGCCCAGUACAGGCAUGCCCUAAAUACCCAAAAGUCAUAGCCAAAGCAGAUACUACUGAUGGCUUGGACAUCCAGUGCUCGGAAGAAGCUGUUAAGGAUAUUAAUAAAUUGGAAACCUUGAUACCUGAGAAAGUAGGCCAAGUUCUCUCCUACUCAUGCGAAAUCUGUGAUAAAAGUUUUGAUAAACAGAUACAGCUAAGGAAUCAUAAGAAAAUUCAUACAACAACUAAGCAAAAAUCCACCAAAAACUCUCUUAUUCCUACUAUCGAAUCAGAGAAUCUCCUGCAAUGUCACAUGUGUAGUAAAUCUGGAUUCACCACAGCUGCUCUGAAGGAUCAUCUGAAAACCCAUCGAGGAACCAAAGAAUUUCAGUGUACCGAAUGCCCUUUGAGGUUUCGCACUAAUGGAGGCCUUAGCAGACAUGUGAAAGCUCACACAAUUAAACCACAAUGGAAAUGUCCUACAUGUGAUUUGACAUUCCAAAAAGAAGCGGAAUUGAUUAUUCACGAAGAAGUUCAUCAGAACACUACAGAUUCGAGCCCAAAAAUGGAACCUGAUAGCUCUCAAAAAGCUCCAUUAACAAUAGAUGGUACCUAUCUAGCCCAUCCGGAAUUAGAUUUAGGAAGUAAUCCUACACUUUCAGAAAGAGUUUUCAUGGAUGCUGUAGCUGAGAAAGACAUGGAUCAUGAUUUAAAGAAGGAUAAGAAAAUCUAUACAAACAAAUGCAAAUACUGUCCAAAAACCUUUCGCAAACCGAGUGAUCUUGUGAGACAUAUAAGAACGCAUACAGGAGAGAGACCUUACCAGUGUGAAUAUUGUAACAAAUGUUUUGCCGUCAAGUGCACUUUGGACUGUCACAUGAAGGUACAUACUGGAAAAAAGACUUUCUCCUGCCACGUUUGUAACAGCCUUUUCACAACCAAAGGAAGCCUCAAAGUGCACAUGCGAUUACACACAGGUUCCAAGCCGUUCAAAUGUCCUUCCUGCGAUUUAAGAUUCAGAACUUCGGGGCAUAGAAAAGUUCACUUGUUAACUCAUAUGAGGGAGCACAAGAAUCCUUCUAAGCCUAGGACGAAGGUACGUAAGGUUGCUGCUAUUGCUGAGGUUGCUGCUGAACUAGAGAAGACUGUUCAAAGUGCUGUUAACACUGAGAUAACAGCUCCUGAAGCCACAGAAUUUCCAAAUAUUGACUCGAUCACAAUCGAUGCUACUACUCUCACGGAUAAUAUAACUCCGCAUAUUACUUUCAACGCUGAUGGAACGAUAUUAAACAACAAUGCAAUGCUGUCAAUAAAUGAAAGUACUCAGCUCGUAGCCAAUCUACAUUUUCUUCUUGCUAAUGGGCUCGUCACCAUACAGACUGAUGAUGCUUUGUUAGAGCAAUUACCUAAUGGUGAGACUGAUGUUAUGGAAAAUCACGCUACUGUUGAUGGAUUAAUAGACACAGAAGCUUUAGUAAACGAGCCAACAGAAACUUUAAUCAAUAAUCCCGAAUUAGAUGAUUCGAAUCCACAGGCAGUUUUAUAUGACACUGAGAACAUAUCAAAUGUUGGCACUGAGUGUCAUGCUACGCUUACUCUAGAACAAUGCAUGGAGAUGGCAAACCCAGAAGCAAUAGCUUUGCUGCCAGAAGCUAACAAGAGCAAACCAAAAUCCACGGUCAACAAACUGCAGGUCAAAAGAGAGUGUGAUGUUUGCGGAAAAACGUUCCUCAAACCGUGUCAAAUGGAGAGACACAAGCGAACACAUACUGGAGAAAGGCCUUACAAAUGUGAUUCAUGUGAAAAGUCUUUUGCCCAGAAAAGUACGCUAACAAUGCAUGAGAAACAUCAUACAGGAGUCAGACCACAUCCUUGCCCUGUUUGUGAAUUUUCCUUCACUCAGAAAGGAAAUUUAAAGACACAUCUCAAGCGGGCUCACAGCCAAUAUAGCUUGCAAUGAAUAAACCUAUUUCCAUAGUUAUCGGCUUAGCUGAUCUCCGACUCGCAAUGAUCUGUUAUUUUAUUCUGUACCCCAUUUUUACACUUUGUGCUAAUGAUCGCUGAACUGGAUGUAAAUAUUGUAUAUUGGAAUAAUACAAACACUAUUUUAAAGUUA